Molecule: messenger RNA, 2580 nt
Organism: Symbiodinium natans
Lineage: Eukaryota; Dinophyceae; Suessiales; Symbiodiniaceae
Source: the annotation of a GenBank genome assembly
AUGUGGUCGGCGUGCUGCUGCAACAAUCCACAGGACAUUGGACCUGGUGGAUACCCUGCUGAGUCUUACAGCGCGCCGGACGAUGCCAAACAGGCUGAGGGUGCAUCGCCUUUCCCAGCUUCCAGUGGCAUGCAAGAUGAUUUUUGCGAACAGGAAUUGGGGCAACCUGUUGCGGUGCUGCAGAAAGAGCAACUUCCGAAUCUGCUGACGAAGUUCCCGGUGUGCCUAAAGAAGGACUCUGGAUCCUAUGGCUUGCGCUUGGACUUCGAGACUGCAGACCUUUCUGAAACUGGAUCUGGCUUCAAGGAUCGGUGUCUGAUCUUUGACGUUGUCGGUGGCGCCGCCGCCGCGUGGAACAAAGACAACCCAGACAAAACUCUGAAGGUCGGGGACUGCAUUGCUGCUGCGAAUGGCGUUAAGGGCUCCUCGAAGAUGGUGUACGAGUCGAUACGCAAGUCAGACCAGGUUGAUCUGGUCAUCGAGCGGCCACAGGAGAUCACUGUCGCUGCUGGCAAGGGUGGCAGGCCACUGGGCCUUGAUCUGGCGUACGCGGACUCCAGUGUUGGGCUCAUCGUGAAGCAGGUAAAUGCAGGCCCCGUGAGGGACUGGAACAAGGCACACCCUGACGCACCCGUGGUCCCCGGAGAUAGAAUCCUGGAGGUGAACGGAUGCAAAUCAGGUCUCGAGUCGUCGAACACGCUGCAUGUUUCAAGCUACGUGCAACACUUGCCAUGUGAAACCACAUCGGUGAAGGCCGAGCUUGGAAGGCCUAGCCAAGAGAUGAGCAUAUGUCCUUUCCCUUUCUUAGCUUCCUUCAUGCCAUCUUCGUUCUUGGGUGCUGUCUUGUCGCAACAUCAGAUAUACAUCGGCAAUCCCCAACCCGUGCUUGAACUGUGUAUGUUCGUUGUGGAAUCCUUCGCCAAGCCCACAGACCCGGGAAAGGACUGGUGGCCUUGUGAGCAUCCCAGCAGCAGUGGAGAAUGGAGCGUUUCCAGUGGGAAGAUCGGGAGGGAGGAUGUCGCUGCUGUGAUCAUUGAUUACAUGUGCAUUCUGAAGAUUGCCUUGAGUAUUCGUGGCUCAAAACCCAGACGCCUCAACCAGGCGUUCUGCAAGGUGAUCGCAGGCAUUGCUGCCGGGAGGGGCCUUGCUGUAGUGGUUGUGGGAGAGGCGCACACCGAGCUGAUGGUCUUUCUUUGGGCACGGGUGCAGGACUGGCAUCGUCAGGAUAGUGAUUGCCCGCUCGGAGAGCUGUCGUUCCGAUGGCAACUUUUGGCAAGUCAAACCAAGCAGGAUCUGGCCGAAGGCUUCAAGCGUGUCAUUGAAGGUCAGCCCGAUGCCACGUGGCUCGACUCCUUGCUGAAAUCCGCCUGGGAGGACUUGAUGAGCUUACAUGCGAAGUGGCACGAGAUCAUGGAUUCCCAGUGGCCUCUCUUCAGCGCGUUGGCGCUGACAGCAAGGAAGCUGUCUGGUCUGAGGAGGAGCCUCCAGCCUGUCGACCGUGCAGGGGCCAAGGUCUCUCAGCCUUCCGAUUGCGUGGGCGAUGAAGCCGCACUGAGGCGCUUCGAGGAGCUGCUCGACGAGGACAUGUUCGCCAGUCCAGCGCUCCUUGAGUCAGCGUUUGCCAUGGAGUCCGUCCGCAGCUGCCCUGCAGCGUUGGCCACUGUGUAUGUUGUCGCAGCCGAGCACCACCGCCGGGCGCGCGAGGAUGGGUUGCUCGUGCGCCCUUCCCAGGCGGAACGUGGCCUCCUGCUCCGAGCCGAGGGCCACAUUCGAGCCCAUCGAGACAUGCAUCUUCUCUUAAGUCCUUGGCCACUUUGGCGCGCCUUAGACCGCUUGACCUGCGCUGGCGUCAUAAACGCCACGGUGGUGUCUGCUUUCCCGCCCGCAAAGCGCUGGCUUUGGCUUUUUGUGAGCCGAACUCGGGCGAAGGAGCAGGACCUUGUCGUCUCCAACCAGAUCCGGGCAGAAAGGGUUGCCCACUGCCCGAGAGAGUUCACAGCUCUGAUGGAGAGGGUUGCUCAAAGUCAGCAUCCUCUUGGCAACAAGAUGAAGGUGGUGGAGGUCGGGGCUCACUAUGGAGACUGCUCGCUUUGGGCAGCUGCGGUCUUCAGCCCAAAGGUGAGCUGCGUGGGCAUUGAGGCCGACCUUGCCCGCUGGGAGCGCUUCCAGCGAGCGAAGGUUGCAAACCAGUUCGAGGACGAGACCCUGGUGGCCUUGCAUGGCUUCGUAGCCGAUCCACUGCAAAGCUCAGUGGACCAUGAAUUUCGAGGCAGCCGGCUCUUGCCAUUUAUCCCAAGACUCACCCUGGAUGAAAUCAUCCGUGAGCCUGUGGACGUUCUCAAGGUGCACACCAACGGCGGUGAGCACCUCGUUCUUUUCGGGGCGCGUCGGACCUUUGCCCGUGGCGUGCGCGCGGUCGUGGUUUCUAUCCUCAACUCAACGCUUGGGCUGAAGUCGGCCCGGUUUUUGGCAAAGCGGGGCUACGAAGUUCGCAUCGGCAACGAGCGAUUGCAGCCUGCCAAGUUGCGACGUGCAUCGUACGUUGGCAAGAUCAUCGAGGCGUGGAUGACAGGAAGUUAG